AUGGAUAAUAACAAUUGGCACGAGAUACAUUGUGAAGACUUUGAUUUUAUUUCUAUAGUAAAGACAUCCUAUAGCAAGAUACCCAAAAACCAAAUAACCAAUUGUUUAGGAGGCAAAUUAAUCUUAUAUAAAACCGCAUCUGACUUACUUCUGUAUAAUUUAGUUAUAGAAAUAAAUAACUUAAUGCUUGACUCAUAUGGCAAAGCACUCAAAGCAGAAGAUUUAAACCAGGCAGCAGAUAUUGCAGUAAAUAACAUGUGGAAUGUAAUGAAAAUAGUAAAUAAAAUUGUUGAAAAAAUACCAACAAAGAGAGACCUAGAUAAGUACAUUUCCACACUAAAUAACUACAGUCUUUCUUAUAUGCUAAGAGAUCCUGCUGUAAUGAAGUAUAUAACUUUAGAUUUAUUAAUAUUUGCUAACAUUCAUAUAAAUAAAGAACAGGCAGAAACCCUUAUUAUAGAGAAACCUUAUAUAACAGAGACUGUCCCAGAAACCAAGCGGAAUAGACUGCUUGAUGUGAUAGAUUUACUGAAUAAGUAUCCAGGAAAGCUAACAAAAUAUAAUAGUGAGACAGAAGCAAUGGAUUCUAUGGCAGUAGAGUACAAAAUUCAAUACUAUGACAUUGAAUCGCUUAUAUUUAUUUCUUUAAAUAGGUCUCUUGCAUUGGUUCCUAUUGCUAUCAUACAGAAUGGAUUAUGUGUAGAAAAUGAAAAAGGAUCUAGACAAGUGUUUUUGCACACUAUAUAUGGUUUCUUUGAUUAUAGCAAUUUAAAUAGCUGUUUUCCGUUUGACAUAGAGUAUACUAUAUUGUUUCAGAUAGAAAAAAGGUCAAAAAAGUUGGUUGUUACAUCGAGUAAAAAAAGUAAAUACUACAUGAAUUUUAACUACAAUAAAAACAAUCUUAUUGACAUGUAUGAACUGGAUAAAGCAGUAAACAAAUAUAAUGAAAGUUUGAAAGACAAUUUGAAAGAUAUGGCAUUAACUGAUGAUGUAGAAAUAUGGAAAAAGAGGUGCUGGGAAUUGCUUUUUUAUAAAAUAUGGUGUAUAAUAUGUCUACCUAUAGUGCAAAUUUUAAAAUUAGCUAGAGCUAUAUUCCGAUUUGUAUAUGAUCCACGCAAAGGAGACUUUUCUAUAUAUGAGAAGAUUGUUUUUACAGCAGUUGCAUUUUUAAUAGUUCUAAAACUACCAAAUAAAAUAACGCUUGAUGAGAUAUAUGACAUGCUAUGGACACUGUAAUGGAUUAAAAGUAUGCGUAUUAUAAAAUAAUUAGAAUCUUUCGCAUAUUGUAUAACUAUGUGAAUGUGCAGUAUAUUAAGAAGAAGAGAGAUUCGGGU
Messenger RNA from Nematocida parisii ERTm1, 1334 nucleotides. RefSeq lists its product as uncharacterized. The record is from RefSeq and is a predicted model, not a curated record. The transcript has a single exon. Bases 1 to 1236 code for a protein of 411 amino acids. NCBI's taxonomy places the organism in Eukaryota, Fungi, Microsporidia.